UGGAGCUGACCCGCAGGGCCCUGGGGCUGGGGCCGGGGCUUGGAUUGGAGGUCCUGCCUUCUGCCCUGUGAUAGGUCGCAGGGGAGGGUGCAGGGCAGCUGCGGGGUUGCACAGCGGUUGGCUGCCCUGACUGGGGGCCAUGGCAGAAGGGACGGAGACCAGGACCCUGAGCCCUUUGAGCCCCCAGGCAGCAGGCACCCGGGCUAUGACUUCAGCUGGCUCUGAUGGCCCACAUGGACACAGGAUCUAUUUUUAGCUCUGGCCACAGAAGCUUCAACCACCACGGAACGCAGGGGUAGCCAGGGCUGCGCCAAGGCUGUCUGGGUAGAGGGAGGAGUGGGAGAGACCAGGCUGCCCCAUGACCAGACGGCCCCCUGUGUGAGCCCUGACCAGUUCUCCAUGGCCUGGCAGACAGCCUGCCUCUGGGUCAAGGACAAGGUCAGGGCGUGCAGCUGGGAGAGCAGAGGGACAAGGCCCUGUGGUCUGGACAAGGGUUGCAUCAGUCCAAGCAGUGGCCCAGGGCAGGGAGGGCAAAGGCUGGGUUGGUUGUGUAAAGGCAGAGGGACUGCCCCAGAGUGAGACAGCAGGUGCAGAGAGACCGGGCCUGGCUGGCCUCCCACGAGUGGCCAGUCCCACAGGUGGCCAAUGAUUCGCUAUUUGCACUUAGGCAAGGAGCCUGCCUUCCAUGGGCCUCAGACUCCCCAUACAUGUAAUGACAACGCUGGACUAGAAGGCUGAUCCCAGCUCCUGUCUCCUGCCCUGGGGUCCCCACUUUCUUCAUUACAGAGAUUCCCAGUGCCCUACUAGCCCUGGCUGUGGGUGGCCACAUGCAGCCCUGUAGAAAGUCCCUCUGGCUGGCACUGUCUGCCUCCUGGCUCCUCCUCAUCCUCCUGGGGAUCUGCCCCCUUUUCCGCCUGGCAGUGCCACCCAAGCCUCCUCCAGGACACCCCCAAGGCUGGCCCCACUGGCUGGAUGCUGCAUUCCUAUCUAGUUUCUCCCAGCCUGGGGAGCCCCCAGAAGAUGCUCCACAGCUUCCUCAAGCCCCCCGGGGGAGCAGCUGCUCCUGGGGAACGUGCUUUGACACCUCCAAAUGUAGAGGCAAUGGUCUUAAGGUCUUUGUGCUCCCCCUGGCUAGCCCGACCUCUGAGGCUCCUCAAAGGAUCCUGGCCUCCCUGGAAACCUCUGGCUACCACACACCCAACACAUCGGAGGCUUGCCUCCUCCUCUUCCUCCCCAGCUUGGACCAGAGAGGAGUUUGCCAGCCUUUGCCUCCACACUGGAGUGCUGGCAAGAACCAUCUGGUCCUCAGUCUCCACCCAGCCCUCUGCACCCACCGGGGACAGGUGAUGGUGGCCGAGGCCAGCCCCUCAGCAGACAUCUUCCGACCCGGCUUUGAUGUAGCGCUCCCGCUCCUCCCUGAAGACCAUCCGUUGCAAGGUGGGGCUCCUGGCCAGCUGCAGCAGCACAGCCCCCAUUCAGGGGCAGUCUGGCUAGCCGUAGCAGAAGAGAGGGGCGGGUGGCGCAUCGCAGGUAUCCAGGACUCCGCCUGCCCCUGGGAUGAGCACUGUGAUCUGCAUCCCAGACCCCAACAGGCCCUCCUGUGCUUCCUCAGGACCCAACUGGGAGAAAUGCUACCUAAUGCCACAUUCUGCCUCAUUCCUGGCCACCGACCUGCCACCUCCCACUUCCUCCAGGCCCUUCAGGCUGGCUGUAUCCCUGUGCUCCUCAGCCCCCGCUGGGAGCUGCCGUUCUCUGAGGUCAUCGACUGGACCAAGGCAGCCAUCAUUGCUGAUGAGAGGCUCCCACAGCAGGUCCUAGCUGCCCUCCGAGAGAUGCUCCCUGGACGAAUUCUCACCCUGCGCCAACAGACCCAGUUUCUGUGGAACGCUUACUUCUCCUCAGUGGAAAAGGUCAUCCAUACCACUCUAGAGAUCAUUCAAGACCGUAUCUGGGGUGCAUCUGCUCAUUCCUCGCUGCUGUGGAACAGCCCUCCAGGGGCACUCCUGGCCCUGCCCACUUUUUCCAUGAGCCCCCAGGACUUCCCCUUCUACUUCUUGCAACAGGGCUCCCACCCUGAGAGCAGAUUCAGCGCCCUGAUCUGGGUGGGGGCCCUUGGCCAGCCCCCCCUGAAGCUCAUCCAGGCCGUGGCAGGUUCCAGGCACUGUGCCCAGAUCCUGAUACUCUGGAGCAGUGAGAAGCCACUCCCUGACAGGUGGCCAAAGACAACAGUGCCUUUGACAGUCAUUGAGGGGCACAGGAAGGCCAGUGACCGCUUCUUCCCGUACAGCACCAUCAGCACCAGUGCCAUACUCAGCCUCGAUGCCCACAGUACUCUUUCUACCAGUGAGGUGGACUUUGCCUUUGUAGUGUGGCAAAGUUUUCCAGAGCGGAUUGUUGGUUUUCUGACUUGGAACCACUCCUGGGAUGAGGCCCGGGGUGGCUGGAGCUACAGUGCUAAGAUGGCCAAUGAAUUCUCCAUGGUCCUCACCACAGCAGCCUUCUACCACAGGUACUACCACACCCUCUUCACCCACUCCCUACCCAAGGCGCUGAGGACCCUAGUAGAUGAGACUCCCACCUGUGUGGACGUCCUGAUGAACUUCCUAGUAGCAGCUGUUACCAAACUGCCCCCUAUCAAGGUGCCCUGUGGGAGGAAGCACCCGGAGCCUGCUCCACUGGCCCCUGGGGGUCCUGGGCUGGGGUCAGAGACGCAGCCCCUGGGCCAGGACUGCAUCAACCGGAUGGUAGCAGAGUUCGGCCACAUGCCUCUGGUGUCCUCUCGCGUGCGUCUGGACCCCGUGCUGUUCAAGGACCCGGUGUCCGUGCAACGCAAAAAGUACCGCAGCUUGGAGAAGCCCUAGAGUGGCGCUAAGGUCCCAGGGGUGCUGAGGAGCUGGGCUGCACCGGGACACGAGAAGACCAAUCAAGACCUUGGAUUCGUUUAAACCUAUCCAGGUCGGCCAAUCAUGGCCAGGGUGUCCUAAAGGGCGUGGCCUCCCCGAGAAGGCACAGUCUCCCUCGGAGCAGGCAGGUCCCUUUUCCUGAAAUGCUUCUCUGCAGAGCUGGCUGGAACCUGCCUUCCGAUCCGCGCCGGACCCCCAUCCUCGUCCACCUCCUCGGAUUCAUGCUGGCUGGACCCGGGACGGAUUGGGAGACCCGGAGGGCGGGUCUUGCCCUCUUCUCUCUAAUCUGACAGGUGCAUCGCAAAGAAAUUGAUAGCUGCAAGUGUAUCAACUGGAUACCAGCGUGGCAGCACAUGGACAUAGUGUGCAAGGGGGAAAACUCUGUCCAUAUGGUGUGUACAUGGGCAGAGAAGCCAGGUGAAUGGGGAACACAGGACAUCCCAGCUUCAGGAGAUGCUGGUGACUGACAGCGCUGCACUACCGAUCCCGACCACUAGAGGUCAUCCGCUGCAUCCGUACCACACUCCCUUCUUAAAAAUGGACUUUGGUUUUGCUUUGGGGUUUUUUUUUUUUUUUU
Messenger RNA from Nannospalax galili (Upper Galilee mountains blind mole rat), 3480 nucleotides. It is a transcript of the gene Extl1, whose product is annotated as exostosin like glycosyltransferase 1. Gene Ontology annotation, molecular function: glycosyltransferase activity. The transcript is spliced from 11 exons. Gene Ontology annotation, cellular component: membrane. Lineage: Eukaryota; Metazoa; Chordata; Mammalia; Rodentia; Spalacidae. The coding region runs from base 828 to 2861 and encodes 677 amino acids. The record is from RefSeq and is a predicted model, not a curated record.